CCUCCGCCAUCGCUCGCGCCGCUCCUGGAGCGCCCUAUCUUCCUGCCUCGAGGAAACUUGCCUGCGUUUACCAAACAACACCGCGCCAUCCUUUCCCGACCACACUAACGAGAACAAUCAUGCCUGCCUACCGCACUCGCGACGCCUCUUCGCGCAACCUCGAAGUCUCGACGGACGCCCCACCACCUCCCCCAACAGUGUCCAUCAUUUCGCCCACGCCGCGCGCAUUCACCUUCCCUAUCACUGACACUCGCUUCCCGUCCUCGCCGUCCAGUUCGCCCUUCGAGCCCACUUUGAAAUCCAUUCCUUCGACGCCCCCGCCCUUUCGCCCCUUCUCCCCGACAUCCUCGAUCGGAUCGGACUCUUCGAUUUCAGUGCUCGACUCAGUUUACUCUGUUCCCGAGUCGGCGCUUUCGGUUCCGGAAUCGUUUCUAUCUUCACCUUCGACCACCUCCUCGCUGGCCUCGUCGCAUCGCCGGCGUAGAUCGACCGCGAGCGACAUCGGGGAGCGGCGGCCGAAGAAGGGCGACGAAGACUACAUCAAGCGGCCAGAGAAUGCGUUCAUCCUCUUCCGCCGCAAGUGCUGCGAGGACCGCCAGGCCGCGCGCGAGGAGGAGGAGAGCACGUCCGGCCCGGUCAAGAAGCAGCGCCAGGCCGACCUCUCGAAGACGAUCUCCCAGCAAUGGAAGAGCCUCCCCGCAGAGGAGCGGCAGUACUGGGAAGACCUCGCGAAGGAGAAGAAGAAGGAGCACGAGGCGAUGUACCCCAACUACGUCUACCGUCCGCAGCGCAACAAGGACAAGAAGAAGAAGGGGAAGUCCGCGUCGGCGUCGCGCAGGGGCGACGAGCAGGACGACGACGCGGAGAGCUUUUCGUUCCUGCUCCCCGUGUCGUCGUCGCCCUCGCGCAACGUCAACAACCGCGAAUAUGCCUCGAGCGGACACGGACACGGGCACGGGCGGCGCGCGGUCUCUGCGCCCACCCCGCCACCACAAUUCCAGUCGAUCCAGCUUCCAUCCGUCUGGAUGCCGUCGUGUCCCACCUCGCCGACGCUCAUUCCGAGGAUCAGCGGGCGAUCGCCAGCACCCGUCGCGAAUAUCCCGCCACCGACGGAGUCUGCUCCUUUGACGACCUUCGAUUACGCACCUAACGACCACCUCUUCAUGUCGGGUUGCGACAGUCUGAGCAUGUAUGACGAGAACGGCCAGCCAAUGAAUGGACCGUACCACAACAUGUACCAGAUGUCUGCAAACGGCGGCGUACCUCCUCUGCUGCACUCGCUCACCAUCCCCCGCGAUUCGAGCGCGAUGACGAACAUGAUGUCGCCCGCCGAAUCGAUCGCCUCCACGCUUGUCGGCUCCGAGUCCUACACGCCCAGCUCCUACGCGUCCAGCAUCAUGUCGUCCCCGAGCACGCACGGCGCCCCCUUCACUCCCGAUGACGCGCUCCGGAUGAUGUCCUUGUCGAUGCCCCCGCCGAAGGACGUCCCUGAGAACGUCGAUGGGGACGGCGACGACGGCGAGAUGCCGAUGCCCUACGGAUUCUGGCCGACGAGCGACGCGCUCUGGGCGAACAUGGAGUCCCUGAUGAACGAGGACUUCAACUUGUGCUCGAUCCCGCCCGUCGAGCUCGGGCUCGCGCAGUUCGAGGCGCUCACCCAGUCCCAGCAGUCCAACGGCACCUCCUCGUCCUCCAGCACGAUCCGGCCCGAGGACGAGCAGCGCGAGCGCGACGAGUACGAGUGCGAAGAGUACCCGAACGACGAGUACGUCCACGAAGAGUACCCGAACGACGAGUACCACUUGAAGCGCGACGAGUACGUGGUGCAGCACAUGCCCGAAGAGCACGACUUUCACGUACACGACGCAACGACCCCCGGGCUGGACACCUACUCGGGCGUGUUUGCGCACGACAGCAGCAUGAACUGGUGAUGACUCCGUCGGCUCGCGCAGGCGUGGGUCGACGCGCACAGACACUGUACUAAAAUUAUUGCAUCCCAUCCCGUCUUCUCUGGGGCCGCGCCUCCGCCGUUUUGCGGGGCGCGCGCGUGUAUAUUCUCUGUUCCCCUUGUAGUACUAUCAGCCCUUCGCCCCGCGCGCACUGUACCACUCACCUUUCCCCGUUUCCCCUCCUGCAGCAUUACGGUCCUCACGCAUCCCCUCACGUCGUAGCAUUAUUUGCAUACCCGCCUCCCUCACGAACCCCCCGCCCGCGUUCAAUACCCCCCAUCGCACCCCACACCCAUAUCACAGUCCACACUCACCUUACCCCCACUACCACGUCUGCUCCGCCACUGGACACCUCCCCCCACCUCCCCUCCGACUCCUCACUUAUCACAUUAUUUGCGCGUACCGUGUCUGCUGUAUUCUUACACACCGAAUGCAAGCUAGCGCAUAGAUGAGAGAACGCGGUUCC
Molecule: messenger RNA, 2415 nt
Organism: Trametes versicolor FP-101664 SS1
Lineage: Eukaryota; Fungi; Basidiomycota; Agaricomycetes; Polyporales; Polyporaceae
Exons: 3
Coding region: 120-1931 (603 amino acids)
Biological process (GO): cell differentiation; anatomical structure morphogenesis; regulation of DNA-templated transcription
Molecular function (GO): DNA-binding transcription factor activity, RNA polymerase II-specific; RNA polymerase II cis-regulatory region sequence-specific DNA binding
Source: RefSeq, a predicted model, not a curated record